Messenger RNA from Colletotrichum phormii, 802 nucleotides. RefSeq lists its product as uncharacterized. The transcript has a single exon. The record is from RefSeq and is a predicted model, not a curated record. NCBI's taxonomy places the organism in Eukaryota, Fungi, Ascomycota, Sordariomycetes, Glomerellales, Glomerellaceae. The coding region runs from base 31 to 474 and encodes 147 amino acids.
UUAAUUAUCAGUGGCACCCGCUGAGAUUCCAUGCGUGCCAGGGCAGCAUUUCUCUCCGUCCUCAUUUGGAUAUGCGGGAGCGUUGGGGAUAGGACGACGGUAAUCACUUGGCGCGCUCCACUGCAUCACAACAUGGGCUUUUUCGAAUCGUGUUUUGGCUGUGCCGCUCGAGUUACACCCUGGAACACCGACAACACUCGACCGCUACAGAUCGGCAUCGACGAACGGAUACCAUGCCCAAAGUCCCGGUCGACGAGCUUUGGAAUCCCGAACGAAUACACAGCACCUCACGAUAGGCAGCUCCUCGUCCGACUGGUGUUCGGAUUGAUUCACGACAUGUCUCGGGUGAGAACAGACACUCUUUUUUCGACAAUUUGCAGAGGCAUCACAUUCUUGCUUUUCCCACACCUACUAAUUUCACAACGACGACGUCUUCUCCCAUCAAUGGAACAAGAAACGAGAGGAGACUCUUAAAAAUGAUCUUCUGAUCAAUCAACCGCGAUGACAGGCUUCACUUGCGAUGCAAGCUACCACGACACCCGACGCACCUCUAGGUCCCUAGCCCACCGGAAGACGUCCGCUCCGGUCGGCUAUACUCCUAGCGACAUUCUUCAGCGGACCUUCCGCUGUUUUCCCCCUUGCAGCUCUUGCGCUCCGUCUCUUUGCUUUCCGCCGAGCUCGGCGAUAUUCCCGGUCUUCUCCCGGAGCCACCAAACAUUGAUAAGACUGUCUCUUAUCGAUUAGAUCCACGAUAAGAUACGAUAUAUUUAUAGAUAAAGCAGCCCAUCGAAUCGAGCUUCCC